Mytilus trossulus (common blue mussel) is the source of this 577-nucleotide messenger RNA. Its product is annotated as ecdysteroid-regulated 16 kDa protein-like. Gene Ontology annotation, molecular function: sterol binding. Lineage: Eukaryota; Metazoa; Mollusca; Bivalvia; Mytilida; Mytilidae. The record is from RefSeq and is a predicted model, not a curated record. The transcript has 4 exons. Bases 1 to 456 code for a protein of 151 amino acids. Gene Ontology annotation, biological process: sterol transport.
AUGGCAUCGAUUUUGCGUGUGUUUCUGCAUGUAUGGUCCAUACUAGCACAAUUUAUAUUUGGUGCAGUUGGUACUGAAUUCAAAGACUGUGGAUCAAGUGCAGCAGUUAUAAGUACUUUUGAAGUGUCUGGUUGUCCUAAAGGCCCAUGUCUCUUUAAAAGGAAUACAAAUGUAACACUGACUGUUCAACUGACACCAAAUGCAGAUAUCAAAAGUGCCACUACAAGUAUAUAUGGAUAUAUUGGUUCAAUUAAAACGCCUUUCAUACUUCACAAGGAUGCAUGCGUUAAAAGUAUAAAAUGUCCCAUUGAAAAAGGAGUACUAACAACUUUUACAGAUACCAUUUAUGUUGAAUCAGCGUAUCCUAAGAUGCGUUUAGUUGCAGAUUUAGAAGUGAAAACGGAUGAUGGAAAAUUGUUGAUCUGUACCGAAUUUCCAGCCGAAAUAACGGACUAAUAAUAGACUAUUAAAUGACAUUUAUUUAUUGUAAUCAUUUUACACAAUUAAUGUAGAACAGAUUACCAAUUUUACUAUGGUAUAUUUACAGUGAUAUAUUGUUUUAGAAUAAAAUAUGUUU